Lytechinus pictus (painted urchin) is the source of this 762-nucleotide messenger RNA. RefSeq lists its product as uncharacterized. The transcript has 3 exons. NCBI's taxonomy places the organism in Eukaryota, Metazoa, Echinodermata, Echinoidea, Temnopleuroida, Toxopneustidae. Bases 1 to 762 code for a protein of 253 amino acids. The record is from RefSeq and is a predicted model, not a curated record.
AUGGCUAGAGAGAAACUUGAGUUAGCUGCUGAAAAGCAGGCUUUAUCUUAUGAUCAUUUGCCUUAUUUGUACUGUCACAUUUGUAAAAAGAGUUUCAAGGGGUACAAGUACCAGCAACACAUGCAGGAGCACGAGGCCACCAUGACCCUCAGAUGCACAUAUUGCUCAUAUGAGACAGAGGGGAGGUCGGAGAUGACCAGGCAUUUCGGGAGGAUGCACAAUAGUAGAAAACAAGAGGCGAAGUAUAUAAACUACACUGCAGCGACGACGGGACAUCUGAGGAAGCGUGAAGGAGAGAGGAGAAGGGACAAGUGGGAGGAAGAAAAGAAGACAGAAAGGGAGAGCAAGGAAAGGAAAGAAGAUAAAGAUGACAGGAAGGAAAGAAAGCGUGAAGGAGAGGACAGGAAGGAAAAGAAGAAAGAUGAGAUGUCUCAUUUGUACUGUCACAUUUGUAAAAAGAGUAUCAAGGGGUACAAGUACCAGCAACACAUGCAGGAGCACGAGGCCACCAUGACCCUCAGAUGCACAUAUUGCUCAUAUGAGACAGAGGGGAGGUCGGAGAUGACCAGGCAUUUCGGGAGGAUGCACAAUAGUAGAAAACAAGAGGCGAAGUAUAUCAACUACACUGCGGCGACGACGGGGCAUCUGAGGAAGCAUGAAGGAGAGAGGAGAAGGCACAAGUGGGAGGAAGAAAAGAAGACAGAAAGGGAGAGCAAGGAAAGGAAGGAAGAUAAAGAUGACAGGAAGGAAAGAAAGCGUUAA